Messenger RNA from Brassica napus (rape), 965 nucleotides. RefSeq lists its product as uncharacterized. The transcript is spliced from 2 exons. The coding region runs from base 227 to 739 and encodes 170 amino acids. The record is from RefSeq and is a predicted model, not a curated record. Lineage: Eukaryota; Viridiplantae; Streptophyta; Magnoliopsida; Brassicales; Brassicaceae.
CAAAUGGAGUCAACUGAUCAAUCUUUCUUGGUGUUGUUUCUGCUAACUACUACAUUAUUUUGCCAAAUGUAGUUAGCUGAAUUAACAUAUUGAAAUCAAACAAAGAAUAAUCAAACCAAAUGGAGUCGGACAAAUUGACCAUUUCCUCUACUUAAAUACAUCCUCUUCAUACACACAUGCUUAUUUCAUUUAUUAAGCAAAGUAAACAUAUUAACAAAUUUAAGAUAUGGAGAGUUUCCUCAUCUUACGUUGCUUCUUCUUAUUCUUCUUCUUUGCCUUCUUCAACGGAGAAUUCGUAGCUGCAGAAAAGUUUUGGAGCAGAAUAGAGAUGGCUGAGAUGAAUGGCUACGGGGAACACAAACUCUCCUCUGUGGUUAUCACCGGUUCUCUUCUUUGCAACUCCCCUGUUUCAGGUGCCACUGUGGCCAUCAAGUGCCACACUGGUUUCAAAAGGAGAUCAAAUUGGAUAAAAGCUGUUACUGAUGAAUUUGGUGAAUUUGUUAUCCAUCUUCCUUCUCAUCUUCACGCAAUUCCGCACCUCGAAAAGGCAUGUUUCGUCAAACCAGUACAUGUUCCUAAGCACUAUCGAAGAUGCUACAAGACCUUUUCCAAGUCGAAUAUACACAAAGGCAUCAAACUUGUCUCGUCCAGUAACGGCUUCCGCGUCUACACCUCAGGAACGAUCAGGUUGCAUGGACACAGUUCAAGAUUAUCCCAAGUUCGUAAAGCCGACAUGUGAACACACAAGAUAUAAUGAGAAAAAGCAUAUAACUUGUGAAAAAGCAUGUGUUCUCACUUGGUUAGCUGGCGCUUAAGUCACAUAACUAAGUUUGAGUCUCUCUUUACAUUGUUCAUCAUAUUCACAGUGUACAAACGUAAACCUACCUUUCAAUACCCUUUUUUUUUGUUUCAACUUAUUUUCCAUACUUCUGGUACAACAUCAUACAUCAAUAUGGUCACAUACA